UAUUCAUCCACCCCAUUAAUUUAAGCAUUCAAAGAAUGUUUCCUAGGGUUAGCCAUGAGAAGGCUAGGGUUCUUGGAUUUAUCUUUUCUUGGGUCCCUGAAUUUUUCUCACUUGGGAUAAAUAAUAGAUAAUUUAGAAAAGGAGAUAUCUGAUUUCUUUCCCCUUCAACCAACAAGCACUUUUCUUUCUUCUUGACUUGGUUUCAUCCGGUUCAGAUUCCCGUCCCUCCUUUUGCUAUUUCUGGAAAACCUAAUCCGGGUCUUGCAGAUCCGGUAGCCUCCUCAAGGAAGCUGUCUCUCGAUACACCAUUUCUCAACUCCCCAUUUUCUUGGCAUCGCAGAAUCGUUUCUUGGACUUUCUUGAGCUGCUCCUUUCGCCUCAUUUCUCAAGUGCGUGAAAACCAAAAAAAUGGUGAGGGGGAAGACUCAGAUGAGGAGGAUAGAGAACAAGACGAGCAGGCAAGUGACCUUCUCGAAGCGUCGGAACGGGCUGCUCAAGAAGGCCUUCGAGCUCUCGGUUCUUUGCGAUGCUGAAGUCGCCGCCAUCAUUUUCUCUCCUACUGGAAAACUUUAUGAGUUCUCUACCUCAAGUAAGCAUUUGGCCUGGUAUGGCUCUGGUCAUUUCCACUAGGACACAUGCAAGUCAUAUAAAUGCUGAUAUGGCAGUGGUAAUUUUCAGCAUGAGCAGCAUAAUAGAACGAUAUCAAAGGAAAACAAAGGACCCGGGGUGCAGCGAGAAAACUACCGAAAUCGAUUUGCAGAAUAUGAAGGGAAACUCUCUAGACAUGGCAAAGAUGAUCGAACUUCUCAACGUUUCCAACAGUCGGCUCUCAGGAGAACUUUCAGAUACGUGUUCAAUUGAGGAGCUACAAUCAACACAGAACCUGUUAGAGAGAAGCUUAUCCAAAAUUAGGGCAAGAAAGAAUCUACUCUUUAAGGAGCAAAUUAUGCUGCUAAAGCAGGAGGAGAAGAAGUUGUUGGAUGAAAACAAAAAGUUGCGUAGUAAGAACGAAGUGCGAGGCCCGCUGAAAUUUGUGACCGAGCAUCCAGAAGUUCCUCGAGGACAGGGACUGGACGUGGAAACUGAAUUAUCCAUAGGAUGCCCUCAAAGACACCGAUUAAACAUCCAUCCACAUGAAGAAGGUUUGAGCAUACACUGGCUAUAAUAGCUGUCAUUUGUCCAAAGCUGGUACGAGCUUGACCAUAACUCAGAAAUCUGUGUCUCAUUGUCAUUUUUUCGUGAUCGACUUCAUAAUAUCUGUCCGAAGGGGUUUUCUUACCCUAAUGAUGGAAGAGGUAGGCUUUUAAUUCGUUGCCUCCUUGUACUUUGGAGCAUGUAUUUGCUACUCAUAUAUAAAGAACGUCCCUGGUGUUUGCGUACGUA
Molecule: messenger RNA, 1383 nt
Organism: Eucalyptus grandis
Lineage: Eukaryota; Viridiplantae; Streptophyta; Magnoliopsida; Myrtales; Myrtaceae
Product: MADS-box protein SOC1
Exons: 7
Coding region: 527-1165 (212 amino acids)
Biological process (GO): positive regulation of transcription by RNA polymerase II
Cellular component (GO): nucleus
Molecular function (GO): DNA-binding transcription factor activity, RNA polymerase II-specific; RNA polymerase II cis-regulatory region sequence-specific DNA binding; protein dimerization activity
Source: RefSeq, a predicted model, not a curated record